UACAAAUCAGACCAGAAACAACAUCCUACUAUGAUUGACUAAAUACUCCGACAAAGAUGACAGACACAGAACUUCAAGCGGAUGAAUUGCUAGCAUUGACAAGUAUCUAUGACGACACCAUCUUUGCUGUCUCCCAGGAUGGGGAGGAUGUUGGUGGCCAGUUUCUGUCCAAUGUUCAUUUGCCUGACAUGACCAUCAAGAUCGUGAGCCGAAGAGAAAAAGGAGACACGAAUUUGAUAGAGGAAGUCCACCAAGUGAAGUUCUUGCCACCAGUGAUACUCAACUUCCAGUUGCCUGUCGACUACCCUUCUUGUAGUCCUCCACAGUUUACUUUGUCCUGCAAGUGGCUCAAUAGAAAACAGCUGGCUGCUCUUUGCCACAAACUUGAUGCUAUCUGGGAGGAGAAUAAAGGCAAUGAGAUUUUGUUUAUGUGGACCAGCUUUAUUGCAGAAGAGACUUUAGAAUUCCUAGGUUUGGAGUCCACUAUUGACCUAACAAAUGCCUUUGAUAGUCGGAAAGUCACCGAGUCCAGGGCUAUACAGGAUAUUGGUUCCAAAGAUCGUCUCAUCCCCACUGUUUUAGACUAUGACAAACAGGAGGAGCAGCGCCAGUUUGAGAAGACAAUGUUCCAAUGUAAAGUCUGCUUCCUGGACCGACAAGGAUCUUCUUGUAUUAAGUUCCUGGACUGUGACCAUGUGUAUUGUAAAGAGUGUAUGAAGGACUAUUUUACUGUACAAAUUGCAGAGGGAAAUGUAACAGCCCUGAGUUGUCCUGAUGACAAAUGUGAAUCACAAGCUCACCCUUCCCAGGUGAAGGCCCUGGUUAAUGAGGAGCUGUAUGACAAGUAUGAGAAUUUAUUGCUUCAGACGAGUCUGGAUAUGAUGGUGGAUAUCAUGUACUGCCCAAGGCCUGCAUGUCAGUACCCAGUGAUGCUGGACCGUGAAAGCAAUAUGGGUUCUUGUCCGUCAUGUAGUUAUGCCUUCUGUACUUUGUGUAAACUUGUAUUCCAUGGAAAGUCUCCAUGUCGAGUGAAGGCUGAUGGUUUUAAGAAGCUGAGAGAAGAGUACUUGAACGCUGACGAGGAGACUAAGAGAUUCCUGGAGAAGAAGUAUGGAAAGAAGACUAUAGAACAGGCUCUAGAGGAAGCUUUCACUAAUGAGUGGAUGGAAAGCUUUGCCAAGCAGUGCCCUGGAUGCGGAGCACAAAUACAAAAAAUGGAUGGAUGUAACAAGAUGACAUGUAUGAAAUGUCGUUCAUACUUCUGUUGGUUAUGUAUGUCGGAACUCUCCAGGAACAAUCCGUACAAACACUUCAGUCAGCCAGGCAGUGACUGUAAUAAUCGUCUGUUUGAAGGUAUGGAGGAAGAUGAUGAUUUUGACAUAGAAGAAGAUCUCUUUUUCUGAUGUGUUAUCUUAUCUGAUUGUAUGAGUGUGAUAUCUCUUUGUGGUUUAUAGCUAUUUCAAAGGAUUUUUUUAUUCCAUUUUUCAAUGUUACAGUAUACUAAACAGGAUUAAGGUGCUAUUUAACGGAAACUGUGUUAAUUUGUAAAAGUGAUAAAUUAUGUAUAUAUGACAUUGUCAGAGGUUGAAAUUCAUCUUGAUUCUGAGGCUCAAAUUCCUAUAACUGACCAGUUGGGUUGGGGAUGUUAAAGGUUAUAUAGACUUAUUGACCAGUGAUAAAUGAAAAGUAAAAAAUUUAUUAACAGUCUGAGAUCACAGUUCCUGAUCUGUGGUCUGGGUCUAUGUUAGAUUACCAGUCUGAGAUCACAGUUCCUGAUCUGUGGUCUGGGUCUAUGUUAGAUUACCAGUCUGAGAUCACAGCUCCUGAUCUGUGGUCUGGGUCUAUGUUAGAUUACCAGUCUGAGAUCACAGCUCCUGAUCUGUGGUCUGGGUCUAUGUUAGAUUACCAGUCUGAGAUAACAGCUCCUGAUCUGUGGUCUGGGUCUAUGUUAGAUUACCAGUCUGAGAUCACAGCUCCUGACAUAUGUAGGUUUUAAACAGAGUGUGAUAGCCUUUCAGUGCCACAAGAACUGUAUCAGACUUUGCAUCAUCACAUAUGAUUUAUUUAUUGCAGACACAUGUAUUUGUAUUAAUUUGCUUGUGUCUUGAUUUUUUAAAGAUGCCUUAUUUAUUGUUAGCUGUUAAACUUUAGUGAGUGAACACUUACAAAGCUCAAAUAUUGAUAAUCUAGUAUUGAUUUCCAGAUGUCAAUAUACUAUGUAAUAGGGGCAUUAGAAUUAGUAUUUGACACAAGUGCUCUGAUUAAUUUAUUGAUUUACUAUCUGUGAUGAAUUUGGAAGUAGGUUUGACUAAGUUAAUUUUGUACAUUAGCCUUUCUGUAUCUUUUUAAAGGUUAUGUUUAAAUACUGAAGUACCUAAAUUCUGGUCAGAAAUAACAAACAAAUAUGUAGAAUUUUAUCUUACUUUUGGAGUGUACAAGAUAGCACUUACAAUGUUGAACUAUGCCAGUUACUAGGUGUGCAAGAGAACAUUAAUUUGAUUGUGUCAAGCACACUGUAGAUUUGUGGUACUUAAAAACUUAACAAUUUUAUAUUAUAAAUUGUUUUUAUUGAAUUAUUCUAUCAUAAAAUGUUCAAGGCACUAUUGCACCUUUUUGUGGACUCUAACAUUUAUUUUUU
Molecule: messenger RNA, 2638 nt
Organism: Ylistrum balloti
Lineage: Eukaryota; Metazoa; Mollusca; Bivalvia; Pectinida; Pectinidae
Product: E3 ubiquitin-protein ligase RNF14-like
Exons: 7
Coding region: 57-1403 (448 amino acids)
Biological process (GO): ubiquitin-dependent protein catabolic process; positive regulation of proteasomal ubiquitin-dependent protein catabolic process; protein polyubiquitination
Cellular component (GO): ubiquitin ligase complex; cytoplasm
Molecular function (GO): ubiquitin conjugating enzyme binding; ubiquitin protein ligase activity; zinc ion binding
Source: RefSeq, a predicted model, not a curated record